This is a messenger RNA of Alosa alosa (allis shad), 836 nucleotides long. RefSeq lists its product as uncharacterized. NCBI's taxonomy places the organism in Eukaryota, Metazoa, Chordata, Actinopteri, Clupeiformes, Clupeidae. The coding region runs from base 184 to 765 and encodes 193 amino acids. The record is from RefSeq and is a predicted model, not a curated record. The transcript is spliced from 5 exons.
UCAGUUUUAGAUAUUAACGGUAACUUAGGCCAGAGACGGCUGAUAAAGCGAGCGAGACCUAACGUUAUAUUAGGCUACUGAUAAUCUUAAAGUUAGAUAACUUAGUAACGUUGACGUCAAACGAUUAACGUUAGUUACAUCUUCUGUGUCUCUCAGCUAACAUAACGUUACCAAGAGGGGGAAAUGGGAAUGUCCUUAUCAUACCCUCUGGUCAAUGAGCCAGAGAGCUACGUGGACCCCGACUUCGAUGAAGAGUCUAAUUCAAUGGACUUUGGAAAGGAGUUGCAUGAUAUCACUUUGUCCUUCUGUUAUGAUAUGAUUCAACACAGAAUCCGGUCAAUCAGAGAGAAGGCCAAGUUUCAGAUGAUGGAUGACGAUUGGCCCAGCUUUGUUGAGAAUUGGAAACAGCUGUAUCCUGAGUGGACAACUGAUGACUUCCUGAACCUCAGACAUCAGUUUGAGUUCUUUGACAUUUGUGGUGACAAACUGCUCAACUUUACAGACUUCUGUGCAGCUCUAGAUCUGGUGAACUACAGUGACUCAGAGGAGAAGCGCAGGGCCCUUUUUGACAGAGCUGACUUUCAGAAGUACCACAGCAUCAACUUGGAAGAAUAUCUCCAGCUUAUGUAUGAUAUUAAGAAGGGCAUGCCUAUUGUCAAACGCCCAGAAACGGAGGAGGAACUAGAUCAAAGUGAUGUGCAGGAACUUGUCAAUAAGGUGGCACAUUUGGACCCCUUUCGCCAAAUGUGUUAUGGUGUUUUCUAAGAUUCUCUAAUGGAGAGUUUUAAAUGUCAAAUAUUUACAGUUCAAGAAUUUAAAUAAAAAAAUUUUACACU